This is a messenger RNA of Olea europaea var. sylvestris, 636 nucleotides long. RefSeq lists its product as uncharacterized. NCBI's taxonomy places the organism in Eukaryota, Viridiplantae, Streptophyta, Magnoliopsida, Lamiales, Oleaceae. Bases 1 to 636 code for a protein of 211 amino acids. The record is from RefSeq and is a predicted model, not a curated record. The transcript has 3 exons.
AUGGAUAACUACAUGAAGAAGUCUACAUGGUUUCUCCUCUUGGUGUUUCUCAUCAACUUGGUGAAAUUUGCAAACUUCGAAAAGCUCUCAACGGUCUCAAAUAGGCUCCCGAGCUUGCUGUUGUCGCAUUUUCUCUCUUUAUAUGUUAAUGACAUGAUUAUUACUGGUGAUGAUACUGAUGGCAUUACGGUUCUAAAGUCAGAGUUAGCUCGUUGCUUUGCAAUGAAAGAUUUAGGCUCACUUCAUUACUUUUUGGGUAUUGAAGUUGCAUCAUCCCCGAAAGGUUAUCUUCUUUCUCAGUCUAAGUACAUAGCUGAUAUAUUUGAGCGUGCUUGUCAUACUGAUAACAAGACUAUUGAUACACCUCUUGAGUUUAAUGCUAGAUAUUCGUCUUCUGAUGGUUCUUCAUUAUCAGAUCCUAGUUUAUAUCGUACUAUUGUUGGUAGCUUGAUUUAUCUUACCAUCACUCGUCCAGAUAUUGCACACGUUGUUCAUGUAGUUAGUCAUUUUGUUACCUCGCCUACUACAGUUCAUUGGGCUGCUAUUCUUCAUAUCUUGAGAAGUGCAAGAAACAAGUUACUGUUUCUAGAUCUUCCACGGAAACAGAGCAUCAUGCCAUGGCUCCACUACUUAUGA